Zonotrichia albicollis (white-throated sparrow) is the source of this 279-nucleotide messenger RNA. NCBI's taxonomy places the organism in Eukaryota, Metazoa, Chordata, Aves, Passeriformes, Passerellidae. The record is from RefSeq and is a predicted model, not a curated record.
CGGCGGGCGCAAAGAGUCCAUAGUGCUCACGGGGGAUCUGGAGCCCGUCAGGUCCAAACUGCCCUCCAAUUUGUGAGGACUCCUGCAGGAGCUGCCUGUGCCAGCUCUGCCCUUCAGUUCCUGAUGAGUUCACCGAGCGAUUUUUUCCUUUCCUUCCCCUUCUGCGCCACUCCUGCUUUGUUUUCUUUUGUUUCCCCUCCAUUUCUUUUGAUUAGGUUUAACUGUGCUUAGAAACAAAGGAAAAAAAAAACACAUGAAAAACAACGGGAAAAAAAAAAA